Ilex paraguariensis (yerba mate) is the source of this 711-nucleotide messenger RNA. NCBI's taxonomy places the organism in Eukaryota, Viridiplantae, Streptophyta, Magnoliopsida, Aquifoliales, Aquifoliaceae. The record is from the annotation of a GenBank genome assembly.
GUGCUUCAACUUGACCUGUGUGGACAAUGUGUGCUUGAUUACGUAUUUGGUAAAACCUUAACUCGGUCUUCAAAUUGCUUGCCUGGUUUAGGUAUUAUAUCUCUGAGGGGAGCAUGUCGUCUAACUGAUACUGGGCUGAAAGCACUUGUUGCAUCAGCACCCUCACUGCAGUCUAUAAAUCUGGGCAAGUGCUCGCUUCUGACACAAACUAGUAUUUACACUCUAGCUGAUUCUUUGGGAUCCAUUUUGAGGGAGCUCUACUUGGACUAUUGCCCUAGUGUAGAUGCUAUGAACAUUGCGCCGGCAUUUAAGAAGUUUGGACAUUUGCAACUCUUGUCAGUAGCAGGAAUUGAAACUGUAUGUGAUGAAUUUGUUAGUGACAUUAUCACUGCAUGUGGUAGCAGUAUAAAAGAGCUUGAUUUGGCUGAUUGCCCGAAACUGACCAAUUAUUCUAUGAAAGUCAUUGGAAAUACUUGUUCCGAGUUAUGUUCUCUUAACAUCUCGAACUUGCAUAGAUUGACAGAUAUGGGAAUUCAAUAUCUUGCCAAUGGCUGUAGAUCAAUUCAAACCCUCAAACUUUGCCGCAAUAAAUUCAGAGGAAACAUAAUGGAAUUCUGUUGCCAUUUGGUCUUACCUAGCAUAAUAUUUUAUCAAGCAUAUGGUGAAAUUUCAGAGUACUUGUUACCUUGUGCUGAAUUGGUUGAUGACUAA